GUCAGUUAUCUCUCACUCUCUCUUCUCUUUCUCUCUCUAUUUUCUCUCUCUACUUCUCCGAUCAAAUUUUCUUCAGAUCAUACAAAAAUGGCAAUCGCUUUCGGCCGAUUCGAUGACUCGUUCAGCUUUGGCUCAAUCAAGGCGUACAUCGCCGAGUUCAUCUCCACCUUGCUUUUCGUCUUCGCCGGCGUCGGCUCCGCCAUUGCUUUCAACAAGUUGACAGCCGACUCCGCCCUCGACGCGCCGGGACUGGUGGCGAUCGCAGUAGCCCACGCCUUCGCUCUGUUCGUGGCGGUUUCCAUCGGAGCCAACAUCUCCGGCGGCCACGUCAACCCCGCCGUCACCUUCGGUUUGGCCGUCGGCGGCCAGAUCACCAUCCUCACCGGCCUUUUAUACUGGAUCCGUCAGCUCCUCGGCGCCGUCGUUGCAUCUUUCUUGCUCAGCUUCGUCACCGGCGGCUUGGCGAUUCCGAUACACGGAGUUGGAGCUGGCGUGGGAGCGAUUCAAGGGGUGGUUAUGGAAAUAAUCAUCACCUUCGCACUUGUGUACACCGUGUACGCCACCGCAGCAGAUCCCAAGAAGGGCUCCAUCGGAACAAUCGCCCCCAUCGCAAUCGGGUUCAUCGUUGGCGCCAACAUUCUAGCCGCCGGCCCAUUCUCCGGCGGAUCCAUGAACCCGGCCCGCUCAUUCGGGCCCGCUGUCGCCAGCGGCAACUUCGCCGGACACUGGAUCUACUGGGUGGGCCCACUCAUCGGAGGCGGAUUGGCUGGGAUCGUCUACGACAACGUGUUCAUGCACCACGAGCAUGCACCACUCGCCAGCGAUUUCUAACUUUGCGCCUUGCGGGGUCUGAAUUGUAAUUUUUCCAGUUUGUUUGUGGUCGAAAAUGCGAAUAUUUGUCAUCUUUUGUAAUAAAAGGAAGGGGUGGAUUUGUAAUUUUCUUUUCUUUUCUUCCUUUUGUUGUUUGAAAUUUGAAAAAUUUGGGGUUUGAUUUGAAGUAAAAUUUAAUUUUCGGGGUGGAAGGGUUGUUUUCUGGAAAAUAUUAUUGGAUUUGGUGAACCGCCCCUAA
Erythranthe guttata (spotted monkey flower) is the source of this 1069-nucleotide messenger RNA. RefSeq names its product aquaporin TIP2-1. Gene Ontology annotation, biological process: water transport; transmembrane transport. NCBI's taxonomy places the organism in Eukaryota, Viridiplantae, Streptophyta, Magnoliopsida, Lamiales, Phrymaceae. The record is from RefSeq and is a predicted model, not a curated record. Gene Ontology annotation, cellular component: membrane. Gene Ontology annotation, molecular function: water channel activity.